AUUGCUGUUAUAACGUUGGGCAACAACGGGAUGGAAAUACUGUGCCUGGUUUAUCUCCAGUGCCACUGAUGUAUUGGGUACCUUGCUAUGUCCGUGACAUGAGUACAAAGAAGCAGUUUGACUCUGAAAGGUUUGAGUGCCCAUUGUGGUCCCACAUGAUAAUGUUUCAUCAAAUACAUUAUCUGGAGUUCGUUCUCUUGUAUGUCCUAAUGGUGUCGGCAGCUCAAGACACUUGCCCAGCUUCUAGUAGAAUUCAUGGGAUUCCUGGUCAGCCUGGAAUUCCUGGACUUCCUGGAGAAGAUGGCUUGGAUGGGUUGCCAGGGCAGAAAGGGAAUCCAGGUCCUCCCGGAUCAGUUGGCACGACCAGCAGUAAAGGAGAGAAGGGUGAACAAGGCAUUGAAGGCCCUCCUGGCAAAGUCGGACCUGAUGGUGAGAGAGGAGAAAAAGGAGAAAAGGGUGCAGCAGGAAAGAAGGGUCAGAAAGGAGAUGUAGGAGACAUGAGUGCUCAGAAGUCGGCCUUUUCCAUGGCAAGAAGCAUUGAUAAGGCACCACGAAAAGGGUACACGAUAGUAUUUGAAAAGCGGAUCAGUAAUGAACAAAAUAAUUACUCUCCCAGGUCGGGAAAAUUUACAUGUCGUAUCUCAGGCCUGUAUUACUUCACGUACCACGCAACUUCAAAAGGAUUCCUGUGUGUCAACUUAAUGCAUAACAGGGAAAAGGUGGUCACUUUUUGUGAUCAGGUUCACAACACGUUCCAGGUCAGCUCAGGGGGAGUCGUUCUUAAACUGAAUACAAAUGAUCUUGUCUAUCUCCAAGCAACAUCCUCCAAUUCAAUGCGAGGACUGCAGGGAGCUGACAGUGUCUUCAGUGGAUUCCUCAUAUUUCCUGAUUAAGAAGCCAACCGCUAAUCAAUCAGAGCAGCCUCAUGCAAUACAUCAGGGAAAAUGGCCCUUCUGCACAACUAAUCCAUACUAAGCACGGUGCACACUGUCCCCCAAACUGAUCCCAUUUGCCCGAGUUUGGCCCAUAGCCCUCUAAACCACUCAUAUCCAUGUACUUAUCCAAAUAUUUCAUCGUCUAUGCUUCAACCAUUUACUUCAGCAGUUCGUUCCAUAUCACACCACAUGAAGACAUUUUCUCUCAUCCCUUUUAAAUUUCUCACCUCUCAACUUAAACCUGUGCCCAAUAGGUUUUAGUUCCCUUUCCCUGUGAAGAAGACUGUAUGCACUUCAUGCUUUAAUAUGCCUCAUUAACAUCAGCCUACAUUCCAAGAAAUAAACUCCUACAAUGCCCCAGCACUCCCUGUAAUUCAGGUCCCCGAGCACUGGAUGUAUCCUUGUAAAUCUCUCUGCACUCUCUCCAGUUUAAUGAUAUCUUUUCCUAUAAAAGGGUGAUCAAAACUGUGCAACUGUCCUUCUAGGUCUCUAUGUCCACAACACUCUCCAGUGCCCUACCAUUCACCGUGAAUGUCCUAUCCCUGGUUUGAGUUCUCUAGGAUUUGUAUGUUCUCCCUGUGACCACAUGGGUUUCCUCUGGGUGCUCUGGUCUCCUCCCACAGUCCAAAGAUGGACUGGCUGGUAGGUUAAUUGGUCAUUGUAAAUUUUCCCGUGAUUAGGCUAGGGUUAAAUCUGGGGUUACUGUGUGGCACAGCCUGUAGAGCUGGAAGGAUGUAUUCCGUGCUGUAUCUCAAUAAUUGACCCGACUAGUGGCGUCAGUGUCGGACUUCAGGAUGAAAGGUCCCGUGUUCGAAUCCAGCCGGCUCCCCUGCACGCUUUCCAUCCGUGCUGGAUUACGAGCUGGUGACCUCUUUGGAAACUCACCCGGCAGAAGGCAAUGGCAAACCACUGCUGUAAUUUGCCUUGUACGCGGUUCCCCACUACAUCAGAGAGGCGUGGAGGGAAAUCGUCCACUAACUAGUGAAACUCCGGAUGCAACGUACCUUUCCUUUCCAUCUCAAUAAUUACUUAAUUAAUAGAUGAAUAAAAAACGUAACAAAUCGCACUUAUCUGAAUUGAAAGCCAUUUGUCAAUCCUUGGCUCAAUUACCCAGCUGAUCAAGACACUUUGCAAGUUUUCGUAGCCAUCUCAACAUCACUUAAUUUAGUAUCAUCUGCAAAUCUAUAAACCAAGCCUUAUACAGUCACAUUCAAAUCAUUUCUACAAAUUAUAAACAGUGAAAUUCCGAGCACCAAUCCCUGUGACACACCACUAGAUACAGGCUGAGAAAAAAACCUUCAAUUAUCACCUUCUGCUUCCAACCAACUAGCCAGUUAUAAAUCCAGUCCACCUUCUGGAUCCCAUGUGAUCUAACCUUCUGGAUGAGGCUGCCAUGCAUGGCCAUGUCAAAGGCCUUGCUAAAGUUCAUGUAAAUAACAUCCACUGCCCCACCUUCAUCUAUCCUCUUGGUUACCUUGUGAUAAGGCUCUCAGAUUUAUCAGACAUGCUUUCCCAUGCAUAAAGGCAUGCUGACUAUCCCUCAUCAGACCAUGUCUGUCCAAAUAUUGAAAGAUCCUAUCUCUCCAAAUCCCAUCCAGUAACUUACCCUUCAGUGAUGUCAGACUCACCAGCCUGUAGUUCCCUGGAUUGCCUUUUUCUGCCCUUCUUAAAUAAAAAAAAUUGAACCACACUCCACUGUUCUGGAACUUCACUUGUAACUAAAGAUGAAGCAAGUAUCUCUGCAAGGGCCUUUGAGCUUCCCUCUCUCGCUUCUCACAAAAUCCAAAAAUUUAUCCAUAUUUAAGUGCUUUAAAGGUGUGAAUACCUCAUCCUUGGUAAUUCUUAUGUGCUCCAAGACAACACCACUCAUUUCCCUCAUUUGUUCAGCUGCCCUCUUUUUCUCUAUAGUAAAGACUGACACAAAACAUUCUUUAAAAAUCUCACUCCAUCUCCUGUGUCUCCAUGCUUAUCUUCAAGAGGACAUUUUCUUCCCCAAACCACCCUUUUACUCUUCAUAUACGGUUCCUAUAGAAUCUCUGUGGAAGGAAGGUUGAAAUUGUAUUUAGGAAACAAGGAUUUGGGAUGACAGCAGUAAACAAUUAACACCGAUAUCUGAAAUUUCCCUGCUUAAUAUUAAUGAGGACAUUUAAUAUACUUAGGAAGAAAAACAUUGUCUUCAUUGAAGUUUUCAGAGAUACAGCUUUAUUUGAAGGCCUCAAAAAUGACAUUGUAGCAAUUCUUCUUUCUUUGAUCACAUAAGCUAAUGCCAAAUUACUUUAAAAUUUAUUGACCUUGGCAUGUUUCUUGUCAUUCAAACCUGAAGCUUGCGUAUAUGUGCUAAUGAAAUGCAGUUAUAUAACACCAUUUUAGAAACUCAAUGUAAUAAAUAAAUCUGAAAAUUGAGCAAAAGUAAUUAUUUCCAGUAUACAAGUUAGAAGUAUUGACUUGGCAAUCAGCUUUUUAAUAUCUAUCAAGGUAACUAAGCAAUUUAGAAAAUUUGUUACAAUAAUCUGGAACUGCAAUGUAAUCAAGAGCUUCAGUAUGUUUAUUUUAAAAAUUAAAUACAUGUAAUCAUUUUA
Molecule: messenger RNA, 3514 nt
Organism: Mobula hypostoma (lesser devil ray)
Lineage: Eukaryota; Metazoa; Chordata; Chondrichthyes; Myliobatiformes; Myliobatidae
Product: complement C1q subcomponent subunit B-like
Exons: 3
Coding region: 69-893 (274 amino acids)
Molecular function (GO): protein binding
Source: RefSeq, a predicted model, not a curated record